Aedes albopictus (Asian tiger mosquito) is the source of this 444-nucleotide messenger RNA. RefSeq names its product cecropin-B type 2. The transcript is spliced from 2 exons. Gene Ontology annotation, biological process: defense response to Gram-negative bacterium; defense response to Gram-positive bacterium; antibacterial humoral response. Gene Ontology annotation, cellular component: extracellular region. The record is from RefSeq and is a predicted model, not a curated record. Lineage: Eukaryota; Metazoa; Arthropoda; Insecta; Diptera; Culicidae. Bases 113 to 295 code for a protein of 60 amino acids.
GGUCGGCUAUCAGUUGGCAAACAGAGUCGAACCUAAUCCGUCCUAGAUGUUUUAGUGAAAGCUUGACAUUGUCGUCGUCGUACCUACACGCUUAGCAAAUCAGCUCCCAACCAUGAACUUCAGCAAACUGUUUGCGCUUGUUCUGCUUAUCGGAUUGGUGCUGCUCACCGGGCAGACCGAAGCCGGAGGACUGAAGAAGCUGGGGAAGAAAUUGGAAGGAGUCGGCAAGCGAGUGUUCAAGGCUUCCGAGAAGGCUCUUCCCGUACUCACCGGAUAUAAGGCAAUUGGGAAGUAACAGGAAGCGGAAACUACUAACUGGGUGGGAAGAAGGGAUAUACAAAUUGUGAUACCGUCGUUCGAAAAUGCUCUCGAAAUGAAAUUAUUUAAUUAAAGCUAGACAUGUUAAAUAAAAACGAAAGGUGAAAAAAAUACAAUGAUUGAGUU